This is a messenger RNA of Varanus komodoensis (Komodo dragon), 1025 nucleotides long. It is a transcript of the gene ALKBH2, whose product is annotated as alkB homolog 2, alpha-ketoglutarate dependent dioxygenase. The transcript has 4 exons. The record is from RefSeq and is a predicted model, not a curated record. Gene Ontology annotation, biological process: DNA repair. Bases 150 to 941 code for a protein of 263 amino acids. Lineage: Eukaryota; Metazoa; Chordata; Lepidosauria; Squamata; Varanidae.
CGCUCUACGGGCAGGGCGCGGCGCGUGCGUACCACGGUCCCCGCUUUCCCCUCGCUUUAAUUCCCCCUUAUUUCGUAGGGAGUUCAUUGGGAGGCCACUCCAGGCUCCCAAGAGCUCAUGUGCUAUUUCUCGGCGUGCGGCACCUUGCGAUGGACAGAUUCCUGCUCAGAGGGCCUCUGACGAGCACCGCAGGACAGGCCAAGCGGGCAUCCCCUGGGCGAGAGGAAGACGAUGCCAGCCCCGUGGAGGAGGACGGCGGUGGGACGGCGGCGAAGCGGCCCAGGCGGGACACGGCUUCCCGGGAUGAGCGCAUCUCGAGCCACGCGCGCUGGAGGCACAUCCAGGCCCAGGGGCUCAGCUGUGACUACAAGAUCCUCUUCGGCAAAGCCGAGGCUGACGCCAUCUUUCAAGAGCUUGAAAAGGAAGUUGAAUAUUUUGAAGGGGCACUCACCAAGCUGCACAUCUUUGGGAAGUGGCACAGCAUCCCACGGAAGCAGGUGACCUACGGCGAUGCUGGGCUGACCUACACGUACUCGGGCGUCACCUUCUCCCCCAAGCCGUGGAUUCCGGUUCUGGACCGUAUCAGGGACCGCCUCCACCUGGACACUGGUCACAGCUUCAAUUUUGUUCUGAUUAACAGGUACAAGGACGGGCGGGAUCACAUCGGGGAGCAUCGCGACGACGAGCGCGAGCUGGUCCCUGGCAGCCCCAUUGCCUCCGUGUCCUUUGGCGCCAGCAGAGACUUCAUCUUCCGGCAUUGCGCUUCCCGAGGCAAGGCGCCCUCGUGCCGGAUCGAGCCCGUCAGGCUGCUGCUGGAGCACGGCAGCCUGCUCCUGAUGAACUUCCCCACCAACCGGUACUGGACCCACAGCCUGCCCAGCCGGAAGAAGGUGCUGGCCCCGCGAAUCAACCUGACGUUUCGGAAGGUGCAGGCGCUCUAAGGGGGGCCGUGGGCCAUGGAGGUGUCUCUUGAGAAACAGAGUGUGGAGCCCGAAUAUCUUUGGAUAAUAAAGAGAUUCCACAGA